Molecule: messenger RNA, 975 nt
Organism: Hypoxylon trugodes
Lineage: Eukaryota; Fungi; Ascomycota; Sordariomycetes; Xylariales; Hypoxylaceae
Exons: 2
Coding region: 1-975 (324 amino acids)
Source: RefSeq, a predicted model, not a curated record
AUGAACCACCUAAGCCCCUGGGUUAGGCAUUUCCAUGAAUGGGAAGCGAUCCGGGAUGACCGCCACAAGCACGGGGAUCUUGCCGCCCGUAAGACUUCCGAAGUCCCCUUAUCCCCAACUCCGGAGCCUGAAGCCAAUCCGCAGCAUCAAUCCCCACUCUUCUGUUUACCCCCGGGGUUGCGGGCUGAUAUCUGGAUGUAUGCUCUUGCUGGGAACGAUGUAACGAUAGUGCGAAAAAUUGAUAAACUAGGGCACAUUGUGCUGCCACGAGACUGCCAACUGUGGGAGGUGGCCCGAAAGAAUAGAACGGGGGUAUCGUGGGGGCCUGUCGGAAUCGAGAGUCGCAUCCCGACGAAGUACGUCCUUGCGGAGGUUAAUCUGCUGACGGUGGAGAAGUUCUAUAUUGAAGCAUAUCCUAUGCUAUAUCGGCAGAAUUCUUUCACAUUCGAGUCUCUGGAAGCGUUCUACCGCUCCCUUGUUCACUCGCCUAGAGCAAGCUUACACGCCAUCUCAUCUAUCAAGAUCCCGUGGGCCGGCUUCGGGUACUGGAGGAAAUACGAGGAUGAGUUGAUUGACCCACCGCUCGAGUACGAGGAGAGUUGGAAAGAUAUUUGCGACCUCCUUACUUCCAUGGAGGGCUUACGAAGGCUAUAUUUCUCCACAUACUUGCAUAACGACAGGCCCCUUGUUCACAACUGCUUCGAUAUGAUAUAUAGCGUCGUACUACCGUUGACUCGACUGCCGGUGGCGGUCGAAUUUGGAUUUCGCUUGCGGGACGAACUUCGCAAGCAGCCUCUUGGGGUUGUGUUGUUGAAGACUGGGCAUGGGAAGUCUAGGGUUGAUAUCGACCUGAUGCAUGAUCCGCAUAACUCUGUGGAUGUGGGCAGCGUAGAAAAUACGACUAAGGUCUUUCUUUCUUCUCCCCGCUUUAUCUCUUUUUCCCGUGCGCCUUACUCCGAGCAUCGGCCAUUUUAG